CCCACCGAGGUGCGUCUCACUCCUGAACGUGGCACCGAGUUUAAUGCUCACUGAACAAACCAGAAAUCCCACAAAUAAGGUACGAGUCAUGUUCCUGAUGUAUAUGUUUCUACUGUCUGCUCUUCCAAACGCGCUUCCCGCCGGCUCCAUCUUCUGUCCAGACCCGGAGGCAUAUCACAUGACUGAUUGUCUCGGGUUGCGCUUCACCUGGAUACACUCGGUCUUCGAUAACUUCCCCUCCAUGCUGAGCUUUGUGUCGAAGCUGCACUGUGCGACGGGGAUUUGCCCACGUGACCUGGAAGAUUAUGGCUGCUCCUGCAGAUAUGUGGCAGCUGGAAACCCCGUGGAUGCUCUGGACGUGUGCUGCGAGGCUCACCGGCUGUGUUACCAGAACGCUGCCCCCUGCAGGCAGGAGCUGCCGCUUGCCCCGUACAACUUCAGCUGUGCGGCAGCUGCAAACACCAGCUGUGAUGCUGCUGAUUUGUGCCAGCAGAGGUUCUGUGAAUGUGACCGGGCCGCCAUGGACUGCAUGACUCAGAGCCCGUACAACUCAUCGCUGAGAGGCCUCGCCGACACGUCCUGCUCAGCUACAAAUCAAACAGUUUGGCAAAAUGGGACCAAAUCCAUGACUCGUGCUGUGGAGGACGAGGAGGAGAGUGAAUCAAAAUCACAGAUCAAUACAGAGCUGCUCGGCGGCAUCGAGGACACAGGUGAAGUCUUCAGAGCAGCAGAUGUUCUCCCAGCAGAAAACACCUCAGAAAGCUUUAAUUUCUCCAGCUCGUCCUUCUUGCCAGCAGCAGGGAUGGACCCACCAACAACAGGCAGGGUGGAUAACCAGAGUGACACCGAGGCCAUGGAGUACAACCUCAGCACUCCAGCGCCGCUGAUGCCUGCUGAGGAGCUUGAGGAAGGCGCAGGAGGUGCAGCAGAGGUGGAAGAGGCAGAGAUGACACACCUGAGUUAUAUCUCUAAAGAUCUGAAUGAGAGCGCCGCAGAGGAAGCACUCGAGCAGGAAGAGAUAAAUGGGGAUCAGAUGACCCACAAUCCUCCAGCAAUCAGCCGGGAUUCAGGUUUGCGCUUUCAUGGCGAAGAGACGCCAACUGAAGCAGAAUCCGAGCUGACUUCUUCACUGAGCUCCGCCACUGAAAACGCACAGGUGAAUCAAACGGGAGCAUCAGCGCCGCUCGGUCACAUUUUACCAUCGACUCCUCCCACUCCUCCUACAACUCCCAGAGAGCUGACAUCAGCAGCCGUGGAAGAAUCAGCCGAGACAGGUUUAAUCUUAGCCCCAACAACAACCACCACGAGUCCCUCUGAGUCAUCUGAGGAGGAAGGAAAUGGGAAAGAGGAGGAGGACAAUGAAGAGGAGCAAGAGUCUGGUGAGCACUUCUUUGAUGUGCUCAAAACUACAACAAUGACAACAGCAACAACACCAUCAGCCCCAAGGAAAACUCCUCACACAGGUGAAACGCUCCCAACAUCUGCAUCAACCACAUCUUCAUCAGCGGCUACAGUGAGAACCAUCGCAGAGACGACACAGAGGAGACCGGCCACCUCCGUCACACCGCGGUGGGAGGUCCACACCCGAAGCACAACAGCAGCGGUUUUAAAACCUCCGCCACACUCCACCGCCGAGGCUGGAUCCGAGGAAAAGACCGGAACAAUGACGGUCAAACCUCCGAGUGUGGAAGGAGGAGAGGAGGACGACUUGCGGGAGAAAGACUCGGACGACUGGUUCGCUCCUCAGAGGAGGGCGGUGCCGUUCUUCGCCUGGUCCCUGCUGGAGUCUGUUGGGCUGACUGACAUCGACCUGCAGCCAGACACCAAAGAAUGCAGUCGCUCCUUCAGCGUGUACGCCAGCGACGGUCAGUCCAGGCGGGAGAUGCCGGCGCUGGGGGAGAUGCUCCACUGCCUGACGGGACGCUGCCCACACGAGUACGAGAUGUACGGCUGCUACUGUGGACAGGAGGGCGGCGGUCAGCCUCUGGAUCAGCUGGACAGGUGCUGCUUCUUCCAUCAUUGCUGCCUGAAGCAGAUCAGCUCGAUGGGCUGCAGGCCGGAGAGGAAGCUCAACGCUCAGAUCUCCUGUGAGAACGCAAAACCACGAUGUCAGGGGGUCACUGUGUGCGACAAACUACAGUGUGUAUGCGACAAAACCACAGCAGAGUGCAUGGCGGCCGCACACUUUAACCACAGCCUGCCGGCGCCGCAGUGCCACGGGUCGACGCCCCCCUGCCGCCGAGCCAGCAGACCCCCCAAACCUCUGAGGGUCUCCCCCCAGUCCAGCGAGGAGUCGGACAUGGAGGUCGGGGACGCCAGCAGUGAGGAGGACACGGCUGCGAACACACCUCCACCUCUGCAACCUCCUCACAGCCAUGACAGCUCCCACCUGAAGGACGCCGAGAAGUCGACUCCUUCUGCUGGAUCACCCGGAGACCUGACACAUCCUCCUCCUCCUCUCUCUCCCCCUCCUUCUCCUGCUGCCUCCAGUGAGGAGAGCGGGGAGCGACCGACACUCAGCGGGGUUCAAACCCAGAACCCGAGGCCGAGUGCAGGGCAGGGCCAGGGGCAGCAACCGGGAGACAGAGAGGAGGAAGAACAAGAGGGUAGAGAAGAAGAGGAGGAGGAGGAGGAGGAGAAAGAUGGAAAAGAAGAAGAGGAAGAGGAGGAAACGGAGAAAGAGGAGGAGGAAAAAUAGAAGCUAAAGAAUUCCUUCUCUGUGACAGUCGUGAUGUGAAGUCAUUUUGGGGCCUUGCUGUGUCACAAGCUGGACUCAAUGUUUUCUGACAUCUUUGAUUCAAAAAAGAAGAAAAUCAGUUUAUUUACUUUGAUUUUUUUUAAACACAUGAAAUGAAUCUGUUGAAUAAAUGACGGCAAACACGCCUCUCUGGGAUCUUCCUCUGAUUGGUUCAGAGAGCCGACAGUAAUAAAGACACAACAACUCAACAGCUUUGAUAGAAACACUUUAAUCUCAAUGCACAUUUUUCUAUUUCAAUAGAGGCUUUGUAAUGAAGCGCUGAGGCUCUGCUGCUGCCGAGCUUCACAGAAAUAAUGUGCACUGAACGCUUUAUGCUUUUGCUCAGUCGAUGAAUCAAAAUGGAAAAUAAAACAUGAAACUACUUCCAGCUUCUUACGUUUCCUGCUUUUCUCUGUUCCACGUGAUUGGGAACUGAGAUGUUUCAGGAAGUCCCUUUGAAUUUCUAAGACCAAAUUAAUCAAACGUGACAAGAUAAUCUAAACUCAGAUACUUCCUGACUCACUGGAGCUUUGUGCAAACAGCAAAUCCAGGUUUGGGAAAAGUGCAGUUCCUCUUAUGUCCACUUGAGGCUCCAGAAGCAGCUGAGGUCACGUAGCUGUAGUUUUGUCAUUGAGAUGAAAAGUUGAAAGAAAUGCACCAAAACAACAAUGAAGGUGAACGCGUGAAGCAGCAGCGGGAGCCUCAGCGCCAUCUAGUGGUUAAAACCAUCAGUGUGAUUGAAACAAAGCCGAGCUAUAGCAAGUUUGUCACUGUGAACACGGACGCGACGCCUUUAAUCUCUAAAACUGGCACAAAAAUACAUCAGAAACAUAAAAAAGAACAUUGGAAGCUUUUUUUUUUUGUUCUUGACAUUUUACAGCUGGAAAAAAAUCCAUCUUGAAAGGUGAAGAGUUCAUGUGAAUAUUCUGCUCUCUUCUUUUGUCUUAGUUUUAGGACUCAGAUCACCAAUCAGGAGGGAAACUUUUCACAGCUCCACAGAGAUCAUUUCAUCAAAAAUACUUCUAAGAUCUGUUUGUACCAAACACACAUCGGUGCCGAUUUAUUUCUGCUAUAGUACCAGGUACACAGUGAUCAAAGUGCAAACA
Messenger RNA from Maylandia zebra (zebra mbuna), 3843 nucleotides. The record is from RefSeq and is a predicted model, not a curated record. NCBI's taxonomy places the organism in Eukaryota, Metazoa, Chordata, Actinopteri, Cichliformes, Cichlidae.